Molecule: messenger RNA, 10977 nt
Organism: Erpetoichthys calabaricus (reedfish)
Lineage: Eukaryota; Metazoa; Chordata; Cladistia; Polypteriformes; Polypteridae
Gene: triob
Product: trio Rho guanine nucleotide exchange factor b
Exons: 59
Coding region: 299-9532 (3077 amino acids)
Biological process (GO): protein phosphorylation
Cellular component (GO): cytoplasm
Molecular function (GO): protein binding; protein kinase activity; guanyl-nucleotide exchange factor activity
Source: RefSeq, a predicted model, not a curated record
GCUGCUCAGUUGAAUCUUCUGAUCCAAGAUGGAGGCGCGCGACGGCGAGCACGGAGGAGCUAUUCUGCUGUAGUGCUCGCGGGCGCCUGCCGUUUUUUUUUCUUUUCUCCUCUGAAUGUGCUGCACUACCGACCGAGAACCGACGGGACCUUGUUGAUUAUUGUCUGGUUAUGUUUUUCGUCUUCAACGCACGCGCUUUACGCGUUUUAUGAACGCCAUUACGAGAGUACAACGACGGUAGGAAAAGCGGUGGACAGAUUUGGGAAGACACUGGUAACUUCCAACCUGCUCUCCAACCAUGAGCUCGGGUGAAGGAGCGGAGGAGACAGCGAAGGACGCGGCCGACAUCGCAGCUUUCUUCAAAUCCGAUCUCACUCUUCCAAAAUGUGAGCCUAAACUGGAUGCUCCUAGCCACAUAGGUGGGUUUCGCAAAAAUGAUGAGAUGAAGGCUAUAGAAGUUCUACCAAUUUUAAAAGAAAAAGUUGCCUUUUUAUCGGGUGGGCGAGAUAAACGUGGCGGUCCUGUUCUAACAUUUCCAGCACGUAGCAACCAUGACAGAAUACGACAAGAUGAUCUUAGAAGACUUAUUUCGUAUCUAGCUGGGAUUCCAAGCGAGGAGGUGUGCAAACGAGGUUUUACUGUCAUUGUGGACAUGCGUGGCUCUAAAUGGGACUCGAUUAAACCUCUCCUGAAAAUUCUCCAGGAAUCCUUUCCAUGUUGUAUUCAUGUUGCACUGAUUAUAAAGCCAGAUAAUUUUUGGCAGAAACAAAGGACUAAUUUUGGCAGCUCAAAGUUUGAAUUUGAGACCACUAUGGUGUCAUUAGAAGGCCUUACCAAAGUUGUUGACCCUUCCCAGUUAACGUCUGACUUUGAUGGCAGUUUGGAUUACAAUCAUGAGGAGUGGAUUGAAAUCCGUGUUGCCUUUGAGGACUUCAUUAGCAAUGCAACACAUAUGUUAUCCCGGCUUGAAGAACUGCAAGAGAUUUUGGCCAAAAAAGAUUUCCCUCAGGACCUGGACGGUGCACGCCGCAUGAUUGAGGAGCACUCCCAGCUUAAGAAAAAGGUGGUAAAGGCUCCAAUUGAGGAUUUGGACACAGAGGGACAAAAACUGUUACAGCGAAUUCAGAGCAGUGAUGGCUUUUCUAAUAAGAACACUGCAAACAGUAAUGCGGAUUUACAGAGCCUAGUCCCCAAGGUGUCUUCUAUGCUGGACAAGUUGCACUCUACACGUCAGCAUUUGCACCAAAUGUGGCAUGUCCGGAAGCUUAAACUCGACCAGUGUUUUCAGCUUAGACUCUUUGAGCAGGAUGCAGAAAAGAUGUUUGACUGGAUCAUGCACAACAAAGGUCUGUUUCUUACAAGCUAUACAGAGAUUGGAACAAACCAUCCUCAUGCAAUGGAACUUCAAACACAGCACAAUCAUUUUGCAAUGAACUGUAUGAAUGUCUAUGUAAAUAUUAGUCGCAUCAUGUCAGUAGGCAGCCGGUUAUUGGAAUCUGGUCACUACGCAUCACAGCAGAUCAAACAAAUUUCAAGUCAGCUAGAACAAGAGUGGAAGGCUUUUGCUGCUGCCCUGGAAGAACGCAGCACUUUACUCGAAAUGUCUGCAGUGUUCCAUCAGAAGGCAGAGCAGUAUAUGAAUAAUGUGGAUUCUUGGUGUAAAGCUUGUGGCGAGGUGGACUUACCCUCUGAACUUCAGGAUCUGGAAGAUGCUAUUCAUCAUCAUCAGGGUCUUUAUGAACAUAUCACAGUGGCUUAUUCUGAGGUGAGCCAAGAUGGCAAAGCACUGCUGGACAAGUUGCAACGACCUCUGACACCUGGUAGCGCUGACUCUUUAACAGCAUCAGCUAAUUACUCAAAAGCUGUACAUCAUGUUCUUGACAUCAUCCAUGAGGUUCUUCAUCAUCAGAGACAAUUGGAAAACAUAUGGCAGCAUCGGAAAGUCAGGCUUCAUCAGCGACUUCAACUGUGUGUCUUCCAGCAAGAUGUUCAGCAGGUUUUGGACUGGAUUGAAAACCACGGGGAAGCAUUCUUAAGUAAACAUACUGGAGUGGGAAAGUCACUGCAUAGAGCAAGGGCUUUACAGAAGCGUCAUGAGGACUUUGAGGAGGUGGCACAGAAUACAUACACCAAUGCAGAUAAACUCUUGGAGGCUGCAGAACAGCUUGCACAGACUGGAGAAUGUGACCCAGAAGAGAUUUAUCAAGCAGCUCACCAACUUGAAGAUCGUAUUCAGGAUUUUGUAAGGAGGGUGGAACAGCGGAAAGUCUUGCUGGACAUGUCUGUCUCCUUCCAUACUCACGUGAAAGAGCUGUGGACAUGGCUGGAAGAACUGCAGAAGGAGCUGUUGGAUGAUGUGUAUGCAGAGUCUGUUGAAGCAGUGCAGGACCUAAUAAAGCGUUUUGGGCAGCAGCAGCAAACCACUCUUCAAGUUACAGUUAAUGUCAUUAAGGAAGGAGAAGACCUUAUUCAGCAACUGAGGGACUCUGCAAUCUCUAGCAACAAGACUCCUCAUAACAGCUCUAUCAAUCACAUUGAAAGUGUAUUACAACAGCUGGAUGACGCCCAAGCCCAGAUGGAAGAGCUCUUUCAAGAGCGCAAGAUUAAAUUGGAGCUUUUUCUGCAGCUGAGAAUCUUUGAACGGGAUGCUAUUGAUAUAAUUUCAGACCUGGAGUCAUGGAAUGAUGAGUUGUCCCAACAGAUGAAUGACUUUGACACUGAAGACCUCACUCUGGCAGAACAAAGACUUCAGCACCAUGCAGAUAAAGCCCUGACAAUGAAUAAUCUAACCUUUGAUGUCAUCCAUCAAGGACAGGAACUGUUACAGUAUGUAAAUGAAGUGCAGGCAUCAGGUGUGGAGCUUCUUUGUGACAGAGAUGUUGACAUGGCAACUCGUGUCCAGGAUUUGCUGGAAUUCCUUCAUGAGAAACAGCAAGAGCUGGAUGUAGCAGCAGAGCAGCAUAGACGACAUCUGGAGCAGUGUGUACAACUGCGCCAUCUACAGGCUGAAGUUAAACAGGUUUUGGGGUGGAUUCGAAAUGGAGAGUCAAUGUUGAAUGCUGGGCUUAUCACUGCCAGCUCUCUACAAGAAGCUGAACAACUGCAGAGAGAGCAUGAACAGUUCCAGCAUGCCAUUGAGAAAACCCAUCAGAGUGCCCUGCAGGUACAGCAGAAAGCGGAAGCCAUGCUUCAGGCAAAUCACUAUGAUAUGGACAUGAUCAGAGAUUGUGCUGAAAAAGUUGCCUCUCAUUGGCAACAGCUCAUGUUAAAGAUGGAGGACCGUCUCAAACUAGUCAAUGCCUCAGUUGCCUUCUACAAGACAUCAGAACAGGUGUGCAGUGUAUUGGAAAGUUUGGAGCAAGAGUAUAAACGAGAGGAAGAUUGGUGUGGAGGGGCUGACAAACUAGGCCCUAACUGUGAGUCUGACCAUGUUACACCGAUGAUCAGUAAGCACCUUGAACAAAAGGAAGCCUUCCUUAAAGCUUGUACUUUGGCCAGAAGGAAUGCUGAUGUGUUCUUGAAGUACCUUCACAGAAACAGUGUGAAUAUGCCAGGAAUGUUAACUCAUGUCAAAGCACCUGAGCAACAAGUUAAAAACAUCUUAAAUGAGCUGCUGCAGAGAGAGAAUCGUGUCCUUCACUUCUGGACCAUGAGGAAAAGGCGUCUAGACCAGUGUCAACAGUAUGUUGUAUUUGAACGCAGUGCUAAACAGGCUUUGGAGUGGAUCCAUGACACCGGAGAGUUUUAUUUAUCCACUCACACCUCUACAGGUUCUAGUAUACAUCACACGCAAGAGCUUCUCAAAGAGCAUGAAGAAUUUCAGAUAACUGCAAAGCAAACCAAAGAACGUGUAAAAUUGUUGAUACAGCUGGCUGAUGGAUUUUGUGACAAAGGGCAUGCCCAUGCAAUUGAAAUAAAGAAAUGGGUAACAGCAGUGGAUAAAAGGUACAGAGACUUUUCCCUUCGUAUGGAUAAGUACCGAACAUCACUGGAAAAAGCCCUUGGAAUUUCAUCAGAUUCCAACAAAUCGAGCAAAGAUCUACAGCUAGACAUCAUUCCUGCUAGUGCACCGGGUUCAGAGGUUAAGCUGCGGGAUGCUGCCCAUGAGCUUAAUGAAGAAAAGAGAAAGUCUGCCCGCAGGAAGGAAUUCAUAAUGGCUGAGCUUAUUCAGACAGAGAAGGCAUAUGUGAGAGACCUUAGGGAGUGCAUGGAUACAUACCUAUGGGAGAUGACCAGUGGAGUUGAAGAAAUUCCACCUGGCAUUGUUAACAAAGAACAUAUCAUAUUUGGAAAUAUGCAAGAUCUUUAUGAAUUUCACAAUAACAUUUUUUUGAAGGAGUUAGAAAAAUAUGAACAACUUCCUGAAGAUGUAGGACAUUGUUUUGUUACAUGGGCAGACAAGUUUCAAAUGUAUGUAACAUAUUGUAAAAAUAAGCCUGACUCCACUCAGCUUAUUUUAGAACAUGCAGGACCUUACUUUGAUGAAAUACAACAAAGGCACAGAUUGGCCAACUCAAUUUCCUCAUAUCUCAUCAAGCCUGUGCAAAGAAUAACUAAAUACCAACUUCUUCUCAAGGAGCUGUUAACCUGUUGUGAAGAAGGUAAAGGUGAAAUUAAAGAUGGUCUGGAAGUAAUGCUUAGUGUACCAAAGCGAGCAAAUGAUGCUAUGCAUCUCAGCAUGCUAGAAGGAUUUGAUGAGAACAUAGAAUCUCAGGGUGAGCUAAUUCUUCAGGAAUCCUUUCAAGUAUGGGAUCCAAAAACGCUGAUUCGAAAAGGCAGAGAAAGACACCUUUUCCUAUUUGAAAUGUCUUUGGUGUUCAGCAAAGAAGUCAAAGAUUCUAAUGGAAGAAGUAAAUAUAUCUACAAAAGCAAACUCUUUACUUCUGAGCUGGGUGUCACAGAGCAUGUUGAGGGAGAUCCUUGUAAGUUUGCUCUUUGGGUUGGGCGGACUCCAACCAAUGACAAUAAAAUUGUCCUAAAGCCAAGUCAGGGAUGCAAACAUGGAGCAAUGGCAUCCAGCAUUGAAAAUAAACAAGACUGGAUUAAACACAUUAGAGAGGUAAUCCAGGAGAGGACCAUACAUUUAAAAGGUGCUCUGAAAGAGCCAAUUCACAUCCCCAAGCCAACCACAACUAAAAUGAAAGGGAGAAGGGAUGGGGAGGAUUUGGACAGUCAGGGUGAAGGAAGUAGCCAACCCGAUACAAUAUCAAUUGCUUCACGGACCUCUCAGAAUACCCUAGAUAGUGAUAAGCUAUCUGGAGGAUGUGAACUGACUGUGGUGAUACAUGAUUUUCUGGCCAGUAAUAGCAAUGAACUAACAGUACGAAGAGGUCAGACUGUGGAGAUCUUGGAGCGGCCACAUGAUAAGCCUGACUGGUGCUUGGUGCGGACUACAGACAGGUCGCCUGCAGCUGAAGGCCUGGUGCCUUGUGGUACACUCUGCAUUGCCCAUUCUCGGAGCAGUAUGGAAAUGGAGGGGAUUUUUAACCACAAAGAUUCUUUGUCAGUUUCCAGCAAUGAUGCCAGCCCCCCAGCAUCAGUCACUUCCCUACAACCUCAUGGCAUUGGCUCCCAGAGCUCUCCGGGGCCUAAACGUCCAGGAAACACUCUUCGCAAAUGGCUUACAAGUCCUGUACGGCGACUAAGUAGCGGCAAGGCAGAUGGCCAUGUCAAGAAGUUGGCACCAAAACACAAAAAGAGCAGAGAUGUACGAAAGAGUGCAGAUGCGGGAUCUCAGAAGGAUUCUGAUGAUAGCGCAGCAACUCCACAAGAUGAAACAAUUGAAGAGAGAGUGAGAAAUGAAGGCCUUAGCAGUGGUACGCUUUCCAAGUCAUCAUCCUCUGGAAUGCAGAGUUGUGGAGAGGAGGAAGGUGAGGAAGGGGCCGACUCAGUUCCACUGCCACCUCCUAUGGCAAUCCAGCAACACAGUCUUCUACAGCCAGACUCCCAGGAUGACAAAACUUCAUCUCGUCUGUCUAUCCGACCUACUAGUUCGGAGACUCCCAGUGCCGCAGAACUUGUCAGUGCUAUUGAAGAACUGGUGAAAAGUAAAAUGGCUUUAGAAGAUCGACCAAAUUCCUUAUCUGUCGAACAGGGAGACAGCAGUAGUCCUUCAUUUAAUCCAUCAGACAACUCUUUACUGUCAUCAUCCUCCCCCAUUGAUGAGAUGGAAGAACGCAAGUCCAGUUUCUUUAAGAGAAGGCAUUAUGUUUUACAGGAGUUUGUUGAUACGGAGCGUGAAUACAUACGGGACCUUGGAUAUGUAGUAGAGGGCUACAUGAACAAAAUGAAGGAGGAUGGUGUUCCAGAUGACAUGAAGGGGAAAGAUAAGAUUGUCUUUGGAAACAUCCACCAGAUUUACGACUGGCACAAAGACUUCUUUCUUGGAGAACUGGAGAAGUGCCUUGAAGAUCCCGACAGAUUCCCUUCACUGUUUGUCAAGCAUGAGAGAAGGUUGCAUAUGUAUAUUGUAUAUUGCCAAAAUAAGCCGAAAUCUGAGCACAUAGUCUCUGAAUAUAUCGAUACGUAUUUUGAGGACAUCAAGCAGCAACUUGGUCAUAGAUUACAAAUCACAGAUCUUUUAAUAAGACCAGUCCAGAGAAUCAUGAAAUAUCAGUUGCUGCUAAAGGACUUUCUCAAGUACUCUAAAAAGGCUGGCCUGGAUUCUUUAGAGCUGGAGAAAGCUGUAGAAGUCAUGUGCAUCGUACCCAAAAGGUGCAACGACAUGAUGAAUGUUGGGAGGCUCCAAGGCUUUGAUGGCAAAAUUGUUGCCCAGGGUAGACUGCUCCUACAGGACACCUUUCUGGUGGCUGACCCUGAUUCUGCACCACUUGCACGUAUGAAAGAGAGGCGGGUCUUUCUCUUUGAACAAAUAGUAAUUUUCAGUGAGCCACUUGAUAGGAAGAAAGGCUUUUCUGUGCCUGGAUACCUAUUUAGAAACAGUAUAAAGGUAAGCUGUCUUGGACUGGAGGAUAAUGUUGAUGGGGACCCCUGCAAAUUUGCACUGGCCUCCAGGUCUUCUGACAGCAAUACUGAAACAUAUAUCUUACACUGUGCCAACCCUGGAGUCCGGCAAGUGUGGAUCCAUGAAAUCAACCAAAUUCUGGAAAACCAGAGAAAUUUUUUAAAUGAUUUGACAUCUCCAGUUGAGUAUCAGAAAAAUCAUGUAGGUGCUGAUGGAGCCAGCAGCAGCACAGCCAGCAAUACUUGCAGCAACGUCAAUAUGGUGACCAGCAGUAGCGUAAUGGGGAGUCGGUCGAGACCCUCUCGCAUCCCCCAGCCUGUCAGGCACCAUUCACCAGUGCUGGUAUCCUCUGCAUCCUCGAUACCAGAAGGGGCAGACAAGAUGUCAGGUACGUCCUUUCGCAUCCUUUCUCUGCCAUCAACAGGCAACAGCAACUCCUUCCUCACAGAUCGUCCAGAGAAAGUCACAGACAAAGAGAUUACAAAGAUGAAGGUUCUUGAGAAACCCAGCAACAUCAAACAAAGUAGUUCAGCAGAGGCAAGCUUAAAAGAACUACAUGGCAUCUUGGAGGACACAAAAAGUAAUUCUCCAAAGGCCUCCACAGGCCUGCUCACACUGGCUAAACCUCGACCUGGUGCCAUUUCCCCUAUGGGAUCUCCACUUCCUUCUUCGCCUUUCAGCAAGGAACUCUUCACCCCAAGCAGCCCUGUGCAAAAGGGUCCUUCUUUCUGGAGCUCCAUGCCAUCCUCACCAGCAAGUCGUCCUGGUUCUUUCACUUUCCCUAGCGAGACAGAUUCACUUGGGCGCCAGACUCAACGCCAUUCAACCCACAGCAAGGACACAGACCGCAUGAGCACCUGCUCAUCUACCAGUGAACAGUCAGUGCACUCCACCCAGAGCAAUGGGAGUGAAAGUAGCAGCAGCAGUAAUAUUUCCACCAUGCUAGUGACACACGACUAUACAGCGGUGAAGGAGGAUGAGAUUAAUGUCUACCAAGGAGAAGUUGUCCAGAUUUUGGCCAGCAAUCAACAAAACAUGUUUCUGGUGUUCCGCGCUGCAACCGAUCAGUGCCCUGCUGCUGAGGGCUGGAUCCCUGGCUAUGUUCUUGGGCACACAUCUGCAGUAAUACCCGACAACCCAGACGGAACCAUUAAGAAAUCUUCAUCUUGGCACACAGCACUCCGCUUAAGGAAGAAGACAGAAAAGAAGGACAAGGAGUGUAGAAAGGAAGGCAAACUAGAAAAUGGCUAUCGGAAGUCCAGAGAAGGCUUGGCAAAUAAAGUUUCUGUAAAGCUUCUAAAUCCCAACUAUAUUUAUGAUGUUCCUCCAGAGUUCAUUUUGCCCUUGAGUGAUGUGACUUGUGACUAUGGAGAAAGUGUUACACUCCGGUGUAAAAUCUGUGGUCGACCCAAAGCUACCAUAACGUGGAAAGGUCCAGACCAAAAUAUUUUAAGUAAUGAUGGGCAUUUCAGUAUUUCCUAUAGUGAUUCUGGAGAGGCAACCCUAAGAAUCGUAGGUGCAUCAGCAGAAGAUGAUGGUACAUACAUGUGCAUAGCUACCAAUGACUUAGGAUCAGUCUCAUCGUCAGCUAUUCUCAGAGUAUUAGGUCCUUCAAGUGAUGGAAGCAAAGUAAUCUGGAAGGAUAACUUUGAUGCCAUCUACACUGAAGUAGCAGAGUUAGGCAGAGGCAGGUUCUCUGUUGUCAAGAAGUGUGACCAGAAAGGGACCAAAAGAACAAUAGCUGCAAAGUUUGUCAAUAAAAAGCUGAUGAAACGAGAUCAAGUUGCCCAUGAGCUGAGCAUCAUGCAGCACCUUCAGCAUCCAUUGCUUGUUGGUCUUCUGGAUGUUUUUGAAACAUCAACCAGCUAUAUAUUAGUCCUAGAGAUGGCAGACCAAGGCCGUCUUCUGGACUACAUUGUAAGUUGGGGAAACCUCACGGAAGAGAAGGUGACAUCAUAUCUUAAGGAUAUAUUAGAAGCUGUGCAGUACCUUCAUAAUUGCAGAAUAGUUCAUUUGGACUUGAAGCCAGAAAACGUUUUGGUAGACCAGACUUCAGCUCAGACAGUUGUCAAGCUUGCUGAUUUCGGAGAUGCCGUCCAGUUGAACAGCACUUACUACAUUCACCCAUUACUUGGGAGCCCAGAAUUUGCAGCACCAGAGCUGAUUUUGGGGAAUCCUGUAUGUCUGUCAUCUGACACCUGGAGUGUUGGAGUGCUUGCCUACGUUGUCCUCAGUGGUGCCUCGCCAUUCUUGGAUGAAAGCAUAGAGGAAACUUGCCUAAACAUUUGUCGUUUGGAUUUCAGUUUCCCAGAUGACUACUUUCAAGGGGUCAGCCAGGCUGCCAAAGAUUUUGUAUGCUGUUUACUGCAGGGGGAUUCUGCCAGGCGUCCUUCUGCAGCAGUGUGCUUGCAAGAGCCUUGGCUGCAACUGGCAAGCUGUCGCAGCACUGAGUGCAUCGAUACUUCACGACUGAUUUCAUUCAUCGAUCGGCGCAAACACCAGAAUGAUGUUCGUCCUAUUGGUAGCAUCAGAAACUUCUUACAGAGCAGAUUAAUGCUCAGGGUUUGACUUGAACUAUGAAAAAAAACGUAGAACGUGUUCUCUCAUUCUCUUUCACCAGCCAGAAAAUCGUGAAGACUAUUAGAGUCUUCAGCCAGCCUCUGCUGCGGGCUGGAUCGAUUAAUUGAAAGUAAAAUACUGCUGGCCAGUGAGCCACAUCUGUGGCUUCUACUUCGUGUGGAAACUGCAUGCCAAGAAAAGCCUGCACAAAAGACUUGGGAUAAGCAAUGCAAAAGUAACUAGCGUGGCGGACUACAUGAAAACGUCUCUGCCUGAGCCAGACAGAGCAAGCCUUUGUUGUUCCACAGUAUUUCAAUUCAGGUUGCUCAAUGAUAAAGAGAUGCAUUUAAAAAGAAAAGAAUUUUUUAAACAUGUAUAGGUAAUAUGAGGAAAUUAAAUAAAGACAAAUCUUUAUCCGAACAAUUUUCAAAAAUAAUAAAAGCAACACCCACCUCCUAAUCAUUAAUACUUGGGACUGAACCAAAUCCUGAGUUUUAGGCAUUGAUUUUCAUUGGCUGCUUACUUAUGGUGGCCUCUUUGAAACAUUUCUCUUUUAAAUUGGUCAUCUGAGCUUUCUGAUUGCCUCGCUUUGUAUUUAUUAUAAGAAAACAUGCAGUUCCUGUCAAAGAUGACCAUACUAAUUUUAACUGCUGCAGGUUUGACCUCAGAUAGUUUGCUUUGAAUAGCUAAAAUUGUGUUGCUCUGAUUUAAAUAAUUUUUUAAAUUAUAUAUAAAUAUAUAUAUAUAUCUAUACAUAAGCCUUACUUUGUAUAUAAAUUGUUUAUCUGCCUUCAGUCAUUUUUGUUUUAUAAAGAUGGUCACAGAGGCUUCUGACAUUCAAGCAAAUGCAGCCAGCCAACUAGACGUGGGGGCAAAGGAGAGGCAGAGGCCCACCUGUGGCACAUCUGAAUGCCAAUCAGAUUGCAAAAAUAACAAAGCAAGAGGAUAAACUGUAAAUGCACUCAUUGUAAGUUCUGUUUUCAUAUCAUGUGCAAUGUCGUGGCUUUAACAUUUUAUGCAACUCUAUUUAUGAAGACCUCUGUUGUAUCUGUAAUAAAUAUAUAGAAAAGCACAUAAUUGGUACCGCAAGUUAUACAUUUGUGUUUUCUUUUAUAUUAUGUUAGUUCAGUAUUAUUUCCUAAAAUUCUUAGCUUUUGUGGCUGGUGCAAAUAUCGAGGAUUGACAUGGCACUUAAUUUUGAGAGGAGUUUGUCUCUCGUCCCCGACACAUUUAAACCAAAGGACUCUUGUCUACAGUAAAAGAGUCGAGUGGAUUUUCUGUGCUCUGAAACACUUGUUUCCAGUCCACUCCGAAGACGAGCAAUUGAGCAAAUGAAAAAUAAAAAUAAUUUAUGUGUCUUCAGAAUUUCAAUUGACUCUUGCUGUGUUAUUUAGAAUAUUAUUUGUAUUAUUUUAAUCAAAAUGCAGUGUAAAGCCAAUACUGUGCUGAAGCUG